This is a messenger RNA of Echinops telfairi (small Madagascar hedgehog), 7382 nucleotides long. RefSeq names its product PH domain and leucine rich repeat protein phosphatase 2 (gene PHLPP2). Gene Ontology annotation, molecular function: protein binding. The transcript has 18 exons. The coding region runs from base 3 to 3986 and encodes 1327 amino acids. NCBI's taxonomy places the organism in Eukaryota, Metazoa, Chordata, Mammalia, Afrosoricida, Tenrecidae. The record is from RefSeq and is a predicted model, not a curated record.
AUAUGAGACGCAAUGGAAGCAGGAAUUGUUUGACUAGAAGAAGCAGGUUUGGUUCUCGAGAAAGAGAUUGGCUGAGAGAAGAUGUGAAGAGAGGAUGUGUUUACCUUUAUGGAGCAGAAAUGACCACUGCCACUACAACUAUUACCGCCACCGCCUCCGCCUCUUCCUCCUCCUCCUCCUCCUCCUCGUCUUCUGAAUUGCAUCUUGUCCUUUGCACAGUGGAGACACUGGCAUCUGAAAUAUGUGCUGGAGAGGGAAAGGCAAGCCUUUAUUUGCAGCUUCAUGGAGACCUGGUCCGGAGACUUGAACCUACUGAGCAACCUCUUCAGAUUGUUUAUGAUUACUUGUCCAGACUGGGCUUUGAAGACCCUGUACGUGUGCAGGAGGAGGCCACCAAUCCUGACCUUGGCUGUAUGAUUCGAUUUUAUGGUGAAAAACCAUGCCAGAUGGAUCAUCUGGACCGAAUUCUUCUGUCUGGCAUCUACAGUGUACGCAAGGGAAAGACCCAGCUGCAUAAGUGGGCUGAACGCUUAGUUGUUCUCUGUGGCACCUGCCUGAUUGUUUCCUCAGUAAAGGAUUGUCAGACUGGAAAGAUGCACAUUUUGCCUUUGGUUGGAGGAAAGGUAGAAGAAGUGAAGCGGCGGCAGUACUCACUUGUGUUCAGCUCAGCUGGAUCCCAAGCUCAGACCUAUCAUGUCAGCUUUGAGACUUUGGCUGAGUGUCAGAGGUGGCAACGGCAAGCUUCCAAGGUGGUGUCCCAACGAAUCAGUACAGUUGACCUUUCAUGCUAUAGCCUUGAGGAGGUUCCUGAGCAUCUCUUCUACAGUCAAGAUAUCACCUACCUCAACUUGCGACACAACUUUAUGCAACUAGAAAGACCAGGGGGCCUUGACUCUCUCCACAAAUUUUCUCAGCUGAAGGGCCUGAACUUGGCCCAUAAUAAGCUUGGGUUGUUUCCUACAUUGCUGUGUGAGAUCUCUACGCUGACUGAACUCAACCUUUCCUGUAAUGGAAUUCACAACCUGCCAAGUCAGAUUGGCAACCUGCUCAAUCUUCAAACCCUCUGUCUUGAUGGCAACUUUCUGACUGCUUUACCAGAAGAGUUGGGAAAUCUACAGCAGCUUUCCUCCCUGGGAAUUUCCUUCAACCACUUUUGUCAAAUUCCUGAAGUUUAUGAAAAACUCACUACAUUAGAUAAAGUGGUUAUGGCAGGAAAUCAACUAGAAGUUCUGAACCUAGGGGUGCUAAACCGAAUGAGCCAUAUCAAGCAUGUGGAUUUAAGGAUGAACCAUUUGAAGACCAUAGUUAUUGAAAAUCUGGAGGGAAAUAAAUACAUUACCUAUGUGGAUUUGCGAGACAAUCAACUGACUGACUUAGAUCUUAGCUCUUUAUGUAGCCUGGAGCAGCUACAUUGUGAGCGGAACCACCUGAGGGAGCUAACACUCAGUGGCUUCUCCCUUCGAACUCUGUACGCCAACUCAAACAGGCUGACAGCGGUGAAUGUUUAUCCAGUGCCCAGUCUGCUAACUUCCCUUGAGCUCUCCCGAAACCUACUAGAGUGUGUCCCUGACUGGGCCUGUGAAGCAAAGAAGAUAGAAAUAUUAGAUGUCAGCUAUAAUCUUCUCACAGAUGUUCCCAUGAGAAUUCUGAGUAGCCUGAGUCUGAGAAAAUUGAUGGUGGGACAUAACCAUGUACAAAACCUUCCCAUGCUGAUGGAACACAUCCCCCUGGAGGUGUUGGACAUUCAGCAUAACUUGCUCACUAGGCUGCCAGACACUCUCUUCUCCAAGGCCUUAAACCUCAGGUACUUGAAUGCUUCUGCAAAUAGUUUGGAGUUCCUACCAUCCGCGUGUACUGGGGAGGAGAGUCUGAGUAUGCUGCAACUGCUUUACCUGACCAGCAAUCUCCUGACAGAUCAAUGUAUACCUGUGCUGGUGGGCCACCCGCACCUGCGAAUUUUGCAUCUUGCAAACAACCAACUACAGACUUUUCCAGCAAGUAAACUCAAUAAACUGGAGCAGUUGGAAGAAUUGAACUUAAGUGGCAACAAGCUAAAAACCAUCCCCACGACCAUAGCAAACUGCAAAAGGCUGCAUACCCUUGUGGCACACUCCAACAAUAUCAGCAUUUUCCCAGAAAUACUGCAGUUGCCUCAGAUCCAGUUUGUAGAUCUAAGUUGCAAUGACUUGACAGAGAUCCUGAUUCCAGAAGCUCUUCCUGCUACAUUACAAGACCUUGACCUAACUGGAAAUACAAAUCUGAUUCUAGAACAUAAGACCCUGGACAUAUUUAGCCAUAUCACAACUCUGAAAAUUGAUCAGAAACCUUUGCCAACCACUGAUUCUACAGUCACAUCCACCUUCUGGAGCCAUGGACUGGCUGAGAUGUCUGGGCAGAGAAAUAAGCUAUGUGUGUCUGCCUUAGCUGUGGACAACUUUGCAGAGGGCGUGGGAGCUGUGUAUGGCAUGUUUGAUGGAGACCGGAAUGAGGAGCUUCCUCGCCUGCUGCAGUGUACAAUGGCAGAUGUGCUUUUGGAAGAGGUACAGCAGUCAACAAAUGACACUGUUUUCAUGGCUAACACCUUCUUGGUAUCUCACAGAAAAUUAGGAAUGGCUGGUCAGAAACUGGGCUGCUCUGCUCUCCUGUGCUACAUCAGGCCUGACAGUGCUGAUCCAACGAGUAGUUUUAGCUUGACUGUGGCCAACGUUGGCACGUGCCAGGCAAUCCUGUGCCGAAGUGGGAAACCAGUGUCCCUCUCAAAAGUCUUCAGCCUGGAACAGGACCCAGAGGAGGCACAAAGAGUCAAGGACCAAAAAGCCAUCAUAACAGAGGACAACAAAGUGAAUGGAGUGACCUGCUGUACUCGGAUGCUGGGCUGUACAUACCUCUACCCUUGGAUCCUUCCCAAGCCCCACAUAUCUUCCACUUCACUUACUAUUCAGGAUGAGUUGUUGAUUCUGGGGAACAAAGCACUGUGGGAACACUUGUCCUACACAGAAGCUAUUAAUGCAGUGCGUCAUGUCCAAGACCCAUUAGCAGCUGCCAAGAAGCUGUGCACUUUAGCACAGAGCUAUGGCUGUCAGGACAAUGUGGGGGCCAUGGUGGUUUAUUUGAACAUCGGUGAGGAAGGUUGUACAUGUGAAGUGAAUGGGCUCAGCCUCCCAGGUCCUGUCGGAUUUGCUUCAACCACCAUCAUUAAAGACCCCCCCAAGCCAACCACCCCUUCCUCUAGUAGUGGUAUUGCCUCUGAGUUCAGCAGUGAAAUGUCCACCUCAGAAGUGAGUAGUGAGGUGGGAUCCACGGCUUCUGAUGAACAUAACACUGUCGGCCUGGACACUGGCUUGCUCCCAAGGCCAGAGAGGCGCUGUAGCCUUCACCCAGCCCCGACCGCUGGGAUUUUCCAGCGCCAGCCUUCUUGUGCGACUUUUUCAAGCAAUCAGUCUGACAAUGGCCUGGACAGUGAUGAUGACCAGCCCGUUGAAGGGGUCAUAACAAAUGGCAGCAAGGUAGAAGUGGAAGUAGAUAUCCAUUGCUGUAGAGGUAGAGACCUUGAGAACUUUACUACUUUUAUGGAGAAUUCUCCUACCCUGUUUCCUGAGGAACAUGCUAGAGGUGUGCUUUUUGGGAUCCGAAGACAGAACAGUGUGAACAGUGGCAUACUCCCGCCAGUGAGCAAGGACAGGAUGGAAUUGCAGAAGUCUCCCUCCACGUCCUGUCUCUAUGGAAAGAAGCUCUCCAACGGCUCCAUUGUGCCUCCAGAAGACAGCCUGAACCUCAUUGAAGUGGCCACAGAAGCUCCCAAGAAGAAAACUGGCUAUUUUGCUGCCCCAGCACAGCUGGAGCCCGAGGAUCAGUUUGUUGUACCUCGUGACCUGGAAGAAGAAGUGAAGGAGCAAAUGAAACAGCACCAGGAAUGCAGGCCUGAGCCUGAGCCCAGUGAAGAGGAUCGGACUGAGGUACCAGAGGAGUUUGACACCGCACUGUAAUUCUCCCCAGGAGUCACACUGUUAGAGCAGGCUGUGCAGAGCCUUUGUGCCCCUGCAUUUCUAAACCAGAGAUGAGCCAGGGUAGAAAUUAGAGCCAAAAAGGGGUGAGAGCUAUCAGAGUCUUGCUCUGGAUAAGCCACUAUCAGUGUUAAGUUUUGCAUUUAACCUGUAUUGGGAUUCCCAGAAUUGCUGGGAAGAAAGCACCUGUUCUGCAUCAAUCCUACCACCUGCCAUUAACCCUUUCUCUCCUAGGAUAAUUUUGAGAAUUUGCCUGCCUGGGCAGGAAAGGGACUAUUUCUGUGGAGGAAAUGAGUGAAGAUUGAUUCCCUUUAUUAAUUGCUGCUGAUGGAUCUCUGUGACAGAGAAAUCACCUUAUAUCUCAACCUAACUGAUUCGGGAUGUGAUGUGACUAGUCACAUGGCUUUUCAUUCUUCUCUACGAGAAAACAGCCUAUCAAAAUGAUGUUUAUUGGAAAUGUCGAACCAAUCAAACAGAUAAUUUAUGUAUGUAAUGUAACAAGAGCACUUUUCAUUGACUGUGAAUUUUUUUAUUUUUGAAUCUGCACUCGAGCCAAUUUUCUUAGAGGCAGCCUGACAUCUCUGUCCCCAGGGAGAAAGAGAACCAGGCAUUGGAGCCUUUUGUAAGGGUACUGGGGAAGGCCAUGGGAAAUUGGUUUCCCAGCAGAUCACAAGAGAGGAAUUUUGGGGUUGGUCUCGUCCCAUCACAUAUGAUAGAGUUGGCAGUCACUCUCUUAGUACAUAGGGCCAAGGCUGGUACUGCUUGUGUGCAAACCUUGAGGCACAGCAGGCAACUAAAGAGACUGAGGCUGAGUGAGAACAAAUUAUGGAUGCAUGGAGCUCACGUUAGGCAUGUUUCUUUGCCUACUCUAGAGCAGAGUGAUGGUUUUCUAUUACAUCAGAAGUGAGUUGAGAAUUCACCUUUCAGGUUUUUCAGAGUACUCUUGUGAAAAUUGUUUACCUUACAUGGCUUCAGAGUACUGGGCUCAGUUACUAAGACUCAAUUGAGAAAUUCCUAAGAUUACAGAAAACUUGGUUUACCGUGGUUUUUGCACAUUCCACUUAAUCCUAGCAACACUUCUUUGUAUAUUUCUGUUGCCUUGGCCAUUAUAAAAUUCACUUAGGAAAAUUAAUUCUACUUAAUUCAUAUUAACUUUUGACAUUGCUUGAUUUUACCAAGUGGGAAAUGUGCUUUGGAUUUUUUGGAAUACAUUCACAAUGAAAAAAAAAUAGAGUGAAACCAAUUUUAAUUUGUUUUAUUGGAAACAAUGUUAAAAGAUAAGGGUGGCAUUUAGCCCCUUGCAUUUUUGAAAUUUGUCUUUAAAGCAAUAGUAGAUAACUGAGGACCUGCUCAUAAAUGGGUGUGCAGUUUUCAUCUUCCCCGAGAUUAUAGGUCCAUCAAUGUGUCACUGGCCUGUGCUCUUGAGGGAUUCUGUACCCCUAAAUGACUGUGCAAUGUACAAGCCCUCAAAAUCGGAAUCUGAGUCCUUGAAUAUCAGAAACACUUGACUUCCCUGUGUCAAACUACUGGUAGGAUACUGAAAGAUUCUAGAACUCAGGCCUUUGACUUGUUGGGGGCGGGGUGACUGCUCAUGUAAAUGUAGGUGGGAACAAUAGUGUUUAGUCGCCUUAUUUUUAUGUAAGAUUUGGGGCAGGGGCGGCGAUGAGGAAAAACCCAAGAUGACAGUGAUGGGUAAUGUAAAACAUUGUCCUACCCAGACAAGAACUUUGGAGUAAUAGAAUUGUGAUAGUACCUAGACUUGAAGGUUAUUUUGGGGAAACACCACUUUAAUAAUACAGUCUCAUAAAAUUUGCCAUUUAUCUGUGAAUCUUUUUCUUCUCUGUGUUCCCCACCUUAUCAGAACUACCAUAAAAACCCAGUUCUGAAAUGACCUUACCAGAUAUAAAUAUAUUUAUUUUUUAGUCAAGAAUUCUGAAAUUCAAAAUGUUUUUGUGGUAGAAAGUUAUUUUUAGCAAACACUAGAUUGUAUUGAGAACUUUUAACAAAGCCUACACCAAAAUGGCUUAUUCAUUGAAUUCAUUUCCCUCUACAAUUAAUUGCUGUGUUAAAACAGUGUAAAAAGGCCAUAGCCUGUUACCAAAAAUAUAAUACAGAUUCUUAACUGAUGAGCUAAUUGAGAGAAGUUGUGUGAUCUGAUUAAGCUAUCUGACUUGAAGUCUAGUGAUCCGUCUCCAGGUGAAUGUAAUCGACUUCACAGACCUUAGCUGAGUGGACACUCCCGGGGGCAGAGUCCAGCUGAUCUCUAGCCAGAUUUUGGCCUCUGCAUGAUUCUCAGGUCUCUGUGUGUACCUCCCAUUUCAUUGAGAAACUUAACUGAAUCCUGAAAGAAUAUUGUUGAAUAUGGAAGGAGUUCAUGUGUCCCAUGGACAAGAAAAUACACAAGUCUUGGCAGCAUAGUAUUCUUUGUUUUAUCCAAGUGGAUUGGAAGUAUAUUAGAGAAUUUGAAUAGUGGUAGGCAUAAAGCUACAGUGCUACUAUGGAGUCGUUGAUUACCACUUCUAGUACAUCUGAGGCUUUAUUAUACUACUGUAGAGUGUUUGUGUGGCCGUGUGUGUGCAGUAAGGUAGUGAAUUCCUUUUCCUGGUGUGUAGCAGAGCCGACUGGAGCAGCCUGGCAGUCAUUGGGUGCUACUAUAACUGUUUGUAGUGAGUGCUAUUCUCCAGGAGAUGGCGCCAGAUCGACUGGACAUUAAAUGAUGCUCUUCUUUCCGUGUAGACCUGCCUGCAGCAACAGCAGGUACUUGGGAGCUCACCUUCUCUAUCCAAUAAUUAUUAAUGAAAAGGCCUCCACAAGGGAGCACUUGGCUGUGAUUGAUCAAUGUACCAAUUAUUAAAUAAUUAGUUUCCAAGCCAUUCAGUGAUGCCUGUAACAUCACUAUAGAACUUUAUUGCAUCACUUUUUACUUCCCUCUGGGUGGAGCCUUCUAGGCUCCUGGGUCCUGGAGGCAAGUUUAGUCUUUCUCUCCAGCUAGUGACUUUUGCCCCAUAGUUGGGUAAAUACUUCCUAGAUUGAGAAAAGCAGUUACAGUAAGUAAACCUUGCUGUUUCCCUCAUUUGGUGAUCAUUCAGUCACGCAUAAGCUCCUUGUAUUCUAAAUUUUCAUGCACUUCUCCCAGAUGCUGUAGGGUCGUGUCCCCCCCCCACUGUUGCCAAUGGAUGUCAUCCAGACAGUGGGCUCAUAUUGUAUGGUUUUGUGCAAUCAUUGUUGUAGUCUAAGACUCAUUAUAGUGUAUUUUUGAUAUUUUUGAAAUGUGUUAAAUUUUUUAAUUCAAUAAUAUGAGCCAGAGCAUGUUGCAGCAAAUCUAUUGUUUGUAAAAAAACAAAACAAAAAACCACAAUAACAAUAAAUAAAAUAAAA